AUGAAUAAUGAAUGUGAGAAUAUUGAGAUUAACCCCAUAAACACUGAAUGUGAGAAUAUUGAGAUUAACCCCAUAAACACUGAAUGUGAGAAUAUUGAGAUUAACCCCAUAAACACUGAAUGUGAGAAUAUUGAGAUUAACCCCAUAAACACUGAAUGUGAGAAUAUUGAGAUUAACCCCAUAAACACUGAAUGUGAGAAUAUUGAGAUUAACCCCAUAAACACUGAAUGUGAGAAUAUUGAGAUUAACCCCAUAAACACUGAAUGUGAGAAUAUUGAGAUUAACCCCAUAAACACUGAAUGUGAGAAUAUUGAGAUUAACCCCAUAAACACUGAAUGUCAGAAUAUUGAGAUUAACCCCAUAAACACUGAAUGUGAGAAUAUUGAGAUUAACCCCAUAAACACUGAAUGUGAGAAUAUUGAGAUUAACCCCAUAAACACUGAAUGUGAGAAUAUUGAGAUUAACCCCAUAAACACUGAAUGUGAGAAUAUUGAGAUUAACCCCAUAAAUACUGAAUGUGAGAAUAUUGAGAUUAACCCCAUAAAUACUGAAUGUCAGAAUAUUGAGAUUAACCCCAUAAAUACUGAAUGUGAGAAUAUUGAGAUUAACCCCAUAAAUAUGAAUGUCAGAAUAUUGAGAUUAACCCCAUAAACACUGAAUGUGAGAAUAUUGAGAUUAACCCCAUAAAUACUGAAUGUGAGAAUAUUGAGAUUAACCCCAUAAACACUGAAUGUGAGAAUAUUGAGAUUAACCCCAUAAACACUGAAUGUGAGAAUAUUGAGAUUAACCCCAUAAACACUGAAUGUGAGAAUAUUGAGAUUAACCCCAUAAACACUGAAUGUGAGAAUAUUGAGAUUAACCCCAUAAACACUGAAUGUGAGAAUAUUGAGAUUAACCCCAUAAACACUGAAUGUGAGAAUAUUGAGAUUAACCCCAUAAACACUGAAUGUGAGAAUAUUGAGAUUAACCCCAUAAACACUGAAUGUCAGAAUAUUGAGAUUAACCCCAUAAACACUGAAUGUGAGAAUAUUGAGAUUAACCCCAUAAACACUGAAUGUGAGAAUAUUGAGAUUAACCCCAUAAACACUGAAUGUGAGAAUAUUGAGAUUAACCCCAUAAACACUGAAUGUGAGAAUAUUGAGAUUAACCCCAUAAACACUGAAUGUCAGAAUAUUGAGAUUAACCCCAUAAACACUGAAUGUGAGAAUAUUGAGAUUAACCCCAUAAACACUGAAUGUGAGAAUAUUGAGAUUAACCCCAUAAACACUGAAUGUGAGAAUAUUGAGAUUAACCCCAUAAACACUGAAUGUCAAUAUAUUGAGAUUAACCCCAUAAACACUGAAUGUGAGACUAUUGAGAUUAACCCCAUAAACACUGAAUGUGAGAAUAUUGAGAUUAACCCCAUAAACACUGAAUGUCAAUAUAUUGAGAUUAACCCCAUAAACACUGAAUGUGAGAAUAUUGAGAUUAACCCCAUAAAUAUGAAUGUCAGAAUAUUGAGAUUAACCCCAUAA
Molecule: messenger RNA, 1514 nt
Organism: Pelobates cultripes (western spadefoot toad)
Lineage: Eukaryota; Metazoa; Chordata; Amphibia; Anura; Pelobatidae
Source: the annotation of a GenBank genome assembly